UCUGCACCUGUUGAACUGUCGAUGUGGCCACCUUUUCCCUUCUUAUCCACUUUGUUGCGUGCACUAUAGUCGUCAGUCCCACUUGCUGACAGGACGGUAUGAUGAUCAAGUUUGGAGUUGCGAGUUGGGAAGAGAUUAUGCGAGACUGAGAAAAUCUGAAAAAAUUUAGAACAGUGGUAUGAGGAAUUGCAAUGGUGUCUUGCUUUGGAUUUAUCUUUUCAUUGGAAUUAGUAUCUGAAUUCGUGUGCACCCGGCGGGGCUUCGCUUUAGUUCUGGAUCACAUCUUUUUAUGUAGUAUUCUUAUCUAUUUCCUCAAAGCUUCUCUCUGACGUUAUAUGAAGAUAGGAUGCCGAAGCAGUGAUUAAUUUGAAUUUUGAGCAACACAGUUUCUUCAGUUGAUGGAUUGAGAAGCUCUUCUUUGGCCGGGUGCUGUGUGUCAUGGCGACGGGCUUGGGAGCGUCGGUGGAGAGAUGGAAGAGGAGAGGUUCUAAUUUUUGAAGUUCGCCUUGAUGGGAUUUUUUUGAACUCUGUUGGUGGAAUUGCAUCGAAAGCGGUUGAACUUUUGGCCGCCUCACUCCUCGUACACGUGAUGUGAAGCUCCUUCAUAUGGCUUAAGGUUUUAGCUACACGAUUCCACGCAUAACCUCACUCCCCGCCGGGGGGGGGGGGGGGGGAGGGGAAAAGAGUUGUGGGAUCAAAUUUUAGUGAUGUUGUAGUAAGAUUGGUGUUCCGAGUGUUCUCGGUAGUUGCCAUUGCUGGGUUGUUUGUGAUUAUGGCGGUGGCAGUGCGUUUGGAAUCUGUUUUUUGUUUUAGACAUCCUCCUGUAUCCAUCACUAGUAGAAAUUUGUGUGCGUGCGCACAUGUAAAAACCGGCAACCUAUUUGUGAUCCGAUUAAAGUCACUACCAUUUCCUCAAUCCCAGCGGCUAGCAAUCUUUCAAGUGCGAUGCAGCUCGACUGCGGAUGCCUCGCGGGAUAGUUGUAUGCCUUUCCCGACUCUUUACGAGCUCCUUGAGAUUCCGCAGCAUGUUGGGUUGCCGGAAAUUAAGCUCGCAUACAGGCAAAUGGCACGACGUUACCACCCAGAUGUGUGCCCCCCAACUGAGAAAGAGGAAUGUACGAGGCGCUUCAUGCAGGUUCAAGAAGCGUAUGAUACGCUCUCAGAUCCUCACCUACGAGCAGAUUAUGACCUCUGGUUGCAGAACCCUUUGAACGCUAAAACCCUCUCAGCUGGUUUUAGAGCAGGAAAUCGCAGAAGAACAGGAAAAUUUGACAUGGAUGUGAGUGACGAUUGGAGGGACCAUUGGAAGUCUCAGUUGCAAGAGCUUAGACGUAGAGAAGGUAGAGGUGUUAAAGAAGAAUCUUGGGCAUCUAGGAUGAGGAAGAAACGUGAAGUCGAGUAAGUAUCACCAAUAAUGUGAUACUCGCAUCUGCUCGAAGCUAAGAGACUCAAAACCCCCCACACGUUUCUGAACUAGCAGUGAUAUGCAGGAAUAACACAUAAUAUGGAUCCAAAAUAAUCACUAUUAGCGGCACAAGUUGUGUAGCAGUUGGUGUAAAGAUGUAGUUAAGUAACCCAAUUUUGACAUGUAUCAUACUGCCUGCGUGCAGAAAUCAGACUAUGUAUUUGGAUGGAGAUGGAGAUAUGAUACCGCACUUCUUCUUUUCUGCAUGCGAUGCCAGGCUCUUAGGACCCUGAGUGAAGCCCACUUCAGGUCGAGUUUCAAGCUGAAUUCUGAAAGGUUCUAUUUCCUGAAUUUGGGACCAUAUUCUUGAAACUCUAAACAUUUGUACUUCAUUUGGUGCAACUUUUAUUUUUAUGUUUAUUAAACACAUAAACUAAAACAAGAUAAAAAUGGAAGGAGAGGACGGAAAAAGAGAAGUUGGGAAGGCCACCCGAAAUCCAUGAAGGGAAAUAAACAUGCAUUUUUCAGUA
Messenger RNA from Physcomitrium patens, 1935 nucleotides. Lineage: Eukaryota; Viridiplantae; Streptophyta; Bryopsida; Funariales; Funariaceae. The record is from RefSeq and is a predicted model, not a curated record.